Hevea brasiliensis (rubber tree) is the source of this 1569-nucleotide messenger RNA. RefSeq names its product dolichyl-diphosphooligosaccharide--protein glycosyltransferase 48 kDa subunit. The coding region runs from base 60 to 1370 and encodes 436 amino acids. The transcript is spliced from 13 exons. The record is from RefSeq and is a predicted model, not a curated record. Gene Ontology annotation, cellular component: oligosaccharyltransferase complex; endoplasmic reticulum membrane. NCBI's taxonomy places the organism in Eukaryota, Viridiplantae, Streptophyta, Magnoliopsida, Malpighiales, Euphorbiaceae.
UGGUACUUGUGCCAAAACCCUUUUGGAUUUGAGAGAGAGAGAGGGACGGAGCCGCGGCAAUGGAGAAACUCUCCAUCUCGAUACUUCUAACGAUCUCCCUGCUCCCCUUUCUCUGCUCCUCAUUCUCACCGGAAUCCCCAACCGAUCGCCGCAUUCUUGUCUUGCUCGACGACUUCUCUUUCAAAUCCUCCCACUCCAUUUUCUUCAACUCACUUAAGUCUCGUGGAUUCGACCUCGAUUUCAAGCUCGCCGACGAUCCCAAGCUCGCACUUCAGAGAUAUGGGCAGUACUUGUACGAUGGGUUGGUUCUCUUCUCUCCUUCGGUUGAGAGAUUUGGAGGUGCAUUGGAUUUAGCAGCUGUGCUUGACUUCGUUGACUCGGGCCAUGACUUGAUUGUAGCCGCUGAUGCUUCUGCGUCUGAUUUGAUUAAGAGCAUCGCCACCGAAUGUGGAGUUGAUUUUGAUGAGGAUCCGUCGGCUAUGGUCAUCGAUCACAAAAAAUAUGCGGUCUCGGAGAUCGAGGGUGAUCACACGUUGAUUGCUGCAGAUGAUUUGAUUCAAUCUGAUGUUAUACUGGGAAAGACUAAAAUUGAGGCUCCUGUACUUUUUAAAGGUAUUGCACAUUCUAUAAAUGUGGCCAAUGGCCUGGCCUUGAAAGUCCUUUCAGCUUCUCCUUCAGCAUAUUCAGCUAAUCCUAAUUCUAAGCUGUCAAGUCCUCCAUCACUCACCGGAUCUGCUAUCUCAUUAGUUUCAGUAAUGCAGGCUAGAAACAAUGCUCGAAUUAUGAUUACUGGCUCUUUGGAUAUAUUUAGUAACCGAUUUUUCACAUCAAGUGUGCAGAAUGCUGAGAGCAAAAUAAAAUAUGACAAAUCUGGUAACGAGCAGUUUGUGACUGAACUUAGCAAAUGGAUCUUCCAUGAAAGAGGUCAUCUAAAGGCUGUUAAUGUUAGGCACCACAAAGUUGGGGAAGCUGAUGAACCUGCAAUGUAUAGGAUCAAAGAUGAUCUGGACUUUUCUGUUGAGAUAUAUGAAUGGUCUGGAAAGAGCUGGGAACCAUAUGUGGCCGAUGAUGUUCAGGUUCAGUUCUACAUGAUGAGCCCUUAUGUGUUGAAAACCCUCUCGACUGACCAGAAGGGUCUCUAUCAUGCAUCAUUCAAGGUGCCUGAUGUCUAUGGGGUUUUCCAGUUUAAGGUCGAGUAUCAGAGGCUUGGAUACACUAGUUUGUCUCUAUCCAAGCAGAUUCCUGUUCGGCCCUUCAGACACAAUGAAUAUGAAAGAUUUAUAACCACUGCCUUUCCCUAUUAUGGAGCUUCUUUUGCUACGAUGGCUGGCUUCUUUAUCUUCAGUUUUGUCUACCUGUACAACAAGUGAAGUCCUGCUAUCAUAAAGAGGAUUGAAUUGCUUUGACAUGAUUAGGAUUUCUUUCAAGCCUUUACGAGAAAAAAAUUUUUUUUUUUUUUGAGGGCUGCUUUUGCGAAAUUUGCACCUCAAAUUUGUUACUUAGCACAGAAUCAGUGGAUAAUAUUAUCGCACUUAAGCAUCAUCCAGCAUCAAUUUCAGUUUUCUCCAA